AUGCGUGCUUACGCGUAUGCGUGCUUACGCGUAUGCGUGCGUAUGUGCGUGUACGUAUGCGAGAGUGUGAAGUUGCUAGUUACCUCUCUCACCAGCCACCUUCAGGCUGCUGGCCCUCCCAAAGCUGCGGCUGAACUGCAGAACGCUCAAUUGACUCUUUGCCAAUUCGCGUCGUGUGUUUUGCGACUUAUCUCUAAUUGCAUACUAACGGCAGCUGGUGACUUGGAAGGCCUCUGCAAACUUGAAGUCAGCAGAGGCGCUGGGGAGAGCGGGGUGUUCCUGAAGAGGCAGGAGGCCUUCAAGGACACCAUGCUUGCACUUCAGGCGCUCUUGCUGUUGGUUGCCACCGCCGAUGUUCUAGCUUUUGUAAAUCUUACCGUGGAGGUUGCCAGCCCUAUUCCGGAAAAUGCCUCGGAACACACACAAGUCGCUAAAAUCACUGUGUCUGUCUCAUCUCGUGGUUCGCUGCUUGGAGAUCCAGUUAUUAAUGCAAAUCCUGCAGUCCAUCCAUUUGUGCUGUCUCGUAGAUCCACGCACCAGUGGGGUUUAUUCACCACUGGAGUCCCCAAGCUAGACUUUGAGAUGGUGUCGUUGUAUUCCCUGAUGAUCCAUGCCCGAGACACGCACGGGGCCACAGCAUCACAGACCAUUUCAAUCCAGAUUGCAGAUGUGAAUGAGCCACCUGCUUUCACUGGAUCGCUUGCCCGGGAAGACCAAGUUACUGAGAUUUAUAUCCUUGAAGACACUGCCCCGGGCACGGUCAUUUACAGAGCAGCCGCCAAGGACCCAGAGGAUGGUGUUUUGGAGUACUUCAUUUCCCCGGAGGGCUUUGGCUUCGUGAUUGACAGCACUGGAACUGUUUCCACGGCCGCAGCUUUUGAUUUUGAGAGUAAAGCCAGAAGCUUUUCACUGGUUAUUAAAGUGGUUGAUCUUGGAGGACUGUUCGCUGCUGGAAAUCUGAAGGUUUUCCUUGUUAAUGUCAACAACAAAGACCCCAUUCUGACAUGCAGUUUAUUCAGGACUGAAAAUGCUAUCUCAAGUAUUACUUCUGUCAACUCAACUCUGCACCAUCAAAUCAACUUUACACUGGAUGAAGAAAUUCCAAUUGGGAAAACAAUUGGAAGAUGCAAGGCAACUGAUGACGAUAAACUGGGAGACUUAACUUUUGAACUAGAUCCCUGGAAUGCUUACUUUAGAGUGGACAAGGAGCACGGGACUCUGGUUACAGCUGCCCGUCUAGACAUGGAGCAGACUGGGUUUGCAAGUGUGCAGUGGUUCUCUGUUAAGGCUUGUGACCGUGACCAGAGAUGUGCAGCAAUUACAGUGACUGCCUAUAUCCGCGGCAUUAACGACAACUCCCCUUUCUGUGAUCAGUAUCUGAUUAGGUACACAGGCAAGGAAGUGAUUGCGAAGGGCACAGUGGUGGCAAAGCUCAGGUGCCACGAUCUGGAUGAGCCUCCGGAUACGAUCCAUUACGCUUCUGUCUCAGGCCCGCUGGGCUCUGGACAAAUCUUCGAGCAAGUGCCAAAUGCUGACAAUUUCAUCCAGGUUUCCAGAGAUGUGGAUUAUGAGGACCCAGAGAUGAUUGCAGCUGGCCACAUCUAUGAGCUGAUGGUUUCAGUGUUUGAUGACUCACAUCCCUCUCAUACAGUCACUGUGACCAUCAUUGUGGUGAUUACUCCAACCAAUGAUUUCAGCCCUGUGUUUAAAGCUGCACACUACUCCUUCUCGGUGUCAGAAACAUCAGGAGCUUUCCACAAAGUUGGGAGAGUGAUGGCCUUUGAUGAAGACUACCCAUUCAACUGUGUGACCUACCAAAUAACCAGUGGAGACAUCCGGGGUAUGCAGAGAUUCUGGAUUCAGCCUCUGUCGGGGGUGAUUGAACUUACCACGCAGCCAGACUAUGAGACUGUGAAGCAGUAUAACCUCACUGUGGAGGCUGUGGAUUGUGACUGAGUUCAUCCUCGCACAGGGACCACCGUGGUCACUGUUGACAUCCAAGAUGAGAACGAUGAAGCACCUGUCUGCACACCCAAUCUGUAUAAGGCAGUUAUUUUUGACAAUGUGAUCGCCGGGACAAACGUCAAUGGCUUCAGUCUAAACUGCCAUGACAGAGAUUCACAAGAUUUUGAAAUGCGCUUUGAGAUAGUUUCUGGAAAUGAGAAUCAUCAUUUUGGAUUUGACCCAACUCGAGGCUCAAAUACACCAAGAUUAAUCGUAAAGAAUCCUUUUCGCUUUGAAUCUGGAGCUGAUCGGCGGCGUCAGUACCAUCUCGUGGUGCAUAUCCUUGAUGACAACCUGAAAUAUGGCAAAUCAGUCCAGCCCAGGACAGGGACUGCUGUUAUAGACAUUUAUGUGACAAGAGCCAGGACACUGCUUUCUCCAACCAGUUCUGAACACAGGAAAGGUCUGACCGUUGUGUACACAGCUAUCAACACAUACAAAUCCAGUGACUGGUACAUCCCUUUCACCUUCACUCUGAUGGCUCUGUUUUGUGCUGGGCUGGUUUCCUGGGUAUGUUUCCUACUUUGGAGAUGUGGCAAUGUAAAGGAAUGCUGCCAGAGCACGGCUAAGGAAGUCUCCAAGCCUCAUGCCAAAGAGAUGAACUAUAUUGCAGGAGAUGCAAGCCAAAAGGAAAAGACUGUUAAAAUAAGCAGAAAUAAAAAAUUGGAAGAAUUAACAGAAACUAUUGUAUUUGAGACUGUGUUUGAUGGAGAAGCCGUUGAUCCAGGUAUGUUGCUGGAAAACCUUUCGACUUACACCCACUCUGCCUUUUUGGAUACUAAACUGUGUGAAACACUUAGGAUGGUUUACCAAUUGAGAUUCUGUCCUGAAGCAAACCUUUUUAGGACCAGGCAGAUGUCUGGUAAUGUGUAUGAAUUUAACAGCAGAACAGGUGCAAGAAAGUGGAAGAAGCCACUGAGGCACCAGCAGGAGUCUGUGGCAAACAUCUACCUGCUUCCAGAUGCCUAA
Molecule: messenger RNA, 2973 nt
Organism: Ochotona curzoniae (black-lipped pika)
Lineage: Eukaryota; Metazoa; Chordata; Mammalia; Lagomorpha; Ochotonidae
Product: cadherin-related family member 3-like
Exons: 21
Biological process (GO): cell morphogenesis; multicellular organism development; adherens junction organization
Cellular component (GO): axon terminus; synaptic cleft; adherens junction
Molecular function (GO): cadherin binding; calcium ion binding
Source: RefSeq, a predicted model, not a curated record